ACACGAAACACGACAACAGUACCAAAUUUACCAGUUGCCUUACCAGAAUUUUACUUUUACAAGCAAAAACAGCGGUUUUCUUGAAAUUAAAUCCGUAAUACGAGGUCAAUCAACAACAAAUUUUUUUCCCCUGUUCAAAGCAUUACCUAUUUAUUGCUCGACAAAUUGGGGAUUGAAUUUAUGACUUUUUUCUCUGUAAUCCAAAUUACGUUCAAUUCUUCACAAGUACAAAUUUCGAAGCCUUUGAAUACCCUUUUUCAAAUAAUAACAUAUUUGUAUAAACUCAGCACCAUACCCAGAAACAAAUACUAUUAAUCUUCUUCGGGGAGCUUAUAUCUGAUUUUAAGCUGUUAGAUGUAUGUCAAUUUGAUCGCUAAGCACUAAGAUUUUCUCAGAAUUUCCUUGAUUGUAAAAAAAGUCCGGGCGAUCAUGUAAUUAUUUUGAAUGAUUUGGUGCAUACAGAUAUCUUCCAUUCAAGAAGUGAAAUAACUGAGAAUUUUGCUUCCUUGGUAUCAUUUGGUGGAAUGAGUUUCAGGUGAUGGUUUGAGAUACAGUGAUAGAAUCCCGUUGAUUGGAUAUUGAAAUAUCAUCUUUGUAGAUCAGUUGAAUUUUUAUUUUUUAUUUUUUGCUUCAAAGUUUUUGGAUUGUAAUACUUUGUACAUAAAUUAAAUGAAUGUCGUGGGUAAAGUUAGCACUUUUAUCACACAAGGAAUGUACUCUGUCGCCACACCAUUUCAUCCAUUUGGUGGGGCAGUUGACAUAAUAGUCGUCCAGCAGCAAGAUGGAACCUUCCGGAGCACGCCUUGGUAUGUACGAUUUGGUAAAUUUCAGGGUGUUCUUAAAGGUGCGGAGAAAGUUGUCCGGAUAGAAGUUAAUGGAAUUGAUGCUAAUUUUCAUAUGUGUCUUGAUAAUUCUGGUGAAGCAUAUUUUGUUAGGGAAGUUAUUUCUGACAAGGACGACAAUGCAAACAGUGUUUUGAAGGAUUCUGAUAAUUGUGAAGGUACCAAUAUUGAUAAUAAGUCAGAGGAUAAUAGUUUUCACAUACAAGAGACUAAUGAUUUUGAUAAUGGCGAGGUAGAGGUGCGAGAUGAACGCAUUACUCUUGGUAUGGACCGAUUGGAGAAGAAUGAGUCUGACAGUGAGCGGGUAUUCUACGAGUUUCAAGAUGAACAAACUUCUCUAGAGGGUUCAAUUGAGUUAUCAGAAUAUGAUUCCAAAAGAUACAAUUUAGAUAGUGUGGAGCAUGUGAUAGAAUCACACACUUCGAAUUCAGAAGUAGUUCUGGUGAGUGUGGAUGGGCACAUACUGAAGGCACCCAUCUCAUCCUUGGAGAGAAAUGCUGAGAACUUGCAACUAAGCACGCCCCAGUUUCACCUAGGUCCAGGUGAAGGGACUGAAGAGUACCAUACAAAUGAAGUUACAUGGACAGCUGAUUAUUUGAGUGAUUUGGACACCUCUACACGUAAAGUUACUUCUGACAAUGCACGUGAGGCGGACAAUGGCAGUCAAGCUUCUAAAGACACAAUGGAUACAUGUGAAGGAGGUGAAGAGAAUCUCUCUCCUGUUUUAGAGAGCCAGAGCACAGCUAACCAGAGAAGAGACUUUUACAUGGGAAUUAGUUCAGAGACCACAUCUAAUAGUUUUAAGAGGGCUGAGGUAUUCAAAAGUUGUUUGGAGCUCCAAGAAUUGGCGGUAAAGUCUAUGAAUGCCAUUCAACAAGACACAUGUUCCUCAAUGCAGAUUCAUGAGUUUGCUGAAGAUCUAAAUGAGAAGUCUCCUCUAAGUCCUUUGACAAAUGAUGAAACUGAAGAGGGAAAUCUUGGAAAAUCAACAAAUCAAAAUGGAUUACCUCCCUCAGAUUCUGAAUAUCCCAGCACUAUUUCUUUGACGGAUUUGCAAGUUCAAGGUGAAAUCCAUGAAAAGAAUACACUCGAUAGAGAUCAAAGUGGUACUGAUAGCAAGCCCGUACCAUUAGUUAGCACUGAACAGAAGCCAGAGAAUCUGAUGUAUGCUAAUUUAGUAGCUGAAGGAAUGCUGAGUGACCCGCGGGCACCUGCUUCUGAAGAUGAAUUCAGUAAAAGCGAACAUCUGGACCCUCAUUCUAGAGAUUCAAGUGGAGACAUGAAAGCAGACUUCAACACAGGAAUAGAGUUAUCUCUUUGUGGAAACUUGCUUUGUGCUGGCAUGGAUUUGAGUGCAGCAGCAGAAGCCUUCGAAAGAAGCUGCAUAUCAGCGGAGGAAUUUAAAGUUUCUGCCUCAUCGAUUGUUAAAAAUGAAAACUUAAUAGUUAGAAUGCAAGGGAAGUACUUAACAUGGGAUAAAGCUGCUCCUAUCAUUCUUGGAUUAGCAGCUUAUGGUUUGGAUUUACCUGUUGAGCCAGACAACGCAAUUCCAGUGGAACAGGAAACAACAGAAGCGAAGGAAGUUGAAUCUGGAUUGACUUCGACUCCUUCUGGACGCAAAUGGAGGCUCUGGCCAAUUCCAUUUCGGAGGGUUAAGAAACUUGAACAUAUCAGUAGUAACUCAUCACAUGAGGAGGUCUUUGUGGAUUCUGAAUCUGUCUCAGAGAGCCAACAUGACGAACCAACUCCAGCACUAGCUAGCGAGUCUCCUCGGAAGCAAGUUAUAAGAACAAAUGUUCCCACCACCGAUCAGAUAGCUUAUUUAAAUCUCAAAGAGGGACAGAAUAUGGUGAAUUUCAUCUUCUCCACACGGGUCCUUGGAACUCAGAAGGUUGAAGCUCAUAUAUACUUGUGGAAGUGGAAUACACGAAUUGUAAUUUCUGAUGUAGAUGGGACAAUAACCAAAUCUGAUGUUCUUGGUCAGUUUAUGCCUCUGGUUGGGAAGGACUGGACACAUUCUGGAAUAGCUCGUCUUUUUUCUGCAAUUAAGGAGAAUGGGUAUCAGUUGUUAUUUCUGAGUGCACGAGCAAUUGUUCAAGCGUACUUGACUAAGAGUUUUCUAUUCAAUCUGAAGCAGGAUGGAAAAAGCUUACCAAAUGGACCUGUUGUGAUUUCACCUGAUGGCCUAUUUCCCUCAUUGUACCGAGAAGUCGUAAGAAGAGCUCCUCAUGAGUUCAAGAUUGCCUGUUUAGAGGAUAUCAAAGCACUUUUUCCUGCCGACUAUAAUCCAUUCUAUGCUGGUUUCGGAAACAGAGACACUGAUGAACUCAGUUAUCGGAGAAUAGGGAUCCCAGAAGGCAAAAUCUUUAUCAUUAAUCCCAAGGGAGAGGUGGCCAUUAAUCACCGUAUUGACGUGAAGUCAUACACUUCAUUGCAUACUCUGGUACACGACAUGUUCCCACCAACAUCACUGGUCGAGCAGGAAGAUUAUAACUCAUGGAAUUACUGGAAAAUGCCCCUGAUGGAUAUUGAAAACCAGUAGAAGUUUUCUUUACUGGUGAACAAUGUUCGACAGAUAUAUACUCUUAAUUCUGGUAAUUAUUCCCAAUUUUGCUGUAAAACUAGGUUAGAGCAUGCUCAUUUAAAUGUAAAAAAAAACUCAUUUUUGUAAUGUGGCUCAUAAGCUCCUCAUGUAUGGAUAAUUCUUGUUAGUUUUCCCUCGUUUAAAUCUGCACGUUUUCACCUGUCUUUCUUUGUCCUUUUCUUCCUGGGAUGAAUUCUGUCUAGGAUAAUGCACGAGAUUGUAUCGCUAUUACGAAUAAAUCUAAUAAUUCAGUCAGUACUUCUUUUUAUCGUGUUAUUGAGAUUGUAAUUCUAUUAUGAAUAAAUCUCUUUGAUUUAAUCAAAAUGUGUCUCAAUUAAUUUA
Molecule: messenger RNA, 3768 nt
Organism: Olea europaea var. sylvestris
Lineage: Eukaryota; Viridiplantae; Streptophyta; Magnoliopsida; Lamiales; Oleaceae
Product: phosphatidate phosphatase PAH1-like
Exons: 11
Coding region: 670-3384 (904 amino acids)
Molecular function (GO): phosphatidate phosphatase activity
Source: RefSeq, a predicted model, not a curated record